Messenger RNA from Dothidotthia symphoricarpi CBS 119687, 3027 nucleotides. RefSeq lists its product as uncharacterized. Gene Ontology annotation, biological process: regulation of DNA-templated transcription. Gene Ontology annotation, molecular function: DNA binding. The coding region runs from base 1 to 3027 and encodes 1008 amino acids. NCBI's taxonomy places the organism in Eukaryota, Fungi, Ascomycota, Dothideomycetes, Pleosporales, Dothidotthiaceae. The record is from RefSeq and is a predicted model, not a curated record. The transcript has 6 exons.
AUGACACAUCCAAACCCUGCCUCCGAUAUAGCACAAUUCUUCGAUUUCGGAGCAGCAGCCAUGCCGGAUAUUUCACAGGAGACAUCUCAACCCAAUUUGGCUACUGGUUUAAGUGAGGGCUACCAUAUCCAAGACGAUAUCGAAGGUCUCAUACACACCAACAUUAUCCAACCAGCUGGCAUAGACUUUAACACCGACUUCUCCAGCUGGCUACCCAGAUAUCAGAAGCCAACUCAUGCUUGUGACUACUGCCGGUCCAAAAGUCUUGAGUGUUUUAUCUACAACAACGAUGAGCCAAGACAAGGACAAGCAGGGUGCUCGCCCUGCAACGCCUUGUUUCGACCAUGUAGCUUCAACAUGCCUCAGAGUAUGCCAGCUCGGAGGCAAAGAACUGCUCUUGACACAUUGGAUGUCGUGGCUGAAAAUGACGUACGACAACUUGGUGGGUUUACUGGCCGAAAGCAGUUGCGGUCACUAGGUCAUCUGGGUCCCAUAGAAGAUGACCCUCACGGAGAGCAAGGCCUUAAGAAAGGAGCUGCUGUUGUUCGCUUCCCACGAACGGCCGUCAAAGUCCUGAAAGAUUGGAUUGUACAACAUACCGACAACCCUUACCCAAACGAUGAGGAGAAAGAAGUAUUGAUAAAGCAAACGGGUCUCUCCCUGGGCCAGAUCUCUAACUGGAUGGCGAACACUCGGCGCAGGCAGAAAUCCAAGCGGAGCGCGUCUCCAAGUAUUCGGCCAUCAACUGAAGCUAUCAACAUUCCGCCUGGCAGAACAUGGGAGUCCCUUAGUACGUAUCCCACUCCGAAGUCUACCAAGUUUCAUAUAUCUAUGGUAUCUGGCAGCGCCGGAAGGUUCACAACCUUUCGUGUUAACCAUCCCUUCGAAAGAUGGAAGCACUCUCCUCCAGAAAACGAGCCGGCGCCUAUGGUAGCCAUUGCACAGGCCGUCGACGCUUUUGACCCACCAGAACCCCCAAGCUCCAGCAGUAGCUACCGAAAAGAUGCCUCCAACGACAGCACUGGCAGCUUCUCGGUGUUCAAAGCGCCUUCGGUAUCCUCAUUGGAAACUGGCUUCACGAACAUGUCGUCUGGAUCCCUUGGAUCUCGCAACUCCGCUUACUCUCACGGCUCACGACACUCGCUUGGCUCAAUGAAUAGUUUGAAGUCAAAGGAGAGGCGUAGGCGACGACAAUUUGCGACUCGAGUACCGAAUGCAGAUUCGAAAGAUGGUUCGAGACUGUUCCAGUGCACGUUUUGUACAGAUCGAUUCAAAUCCAAGUAUGACUGGGCGCGACAUGAGAAGAGUCUCCACUUGUCGCUCGAAAAAUGGAUUUGCGCACCACUAGGCGAAGUUAUCACGGAUGCAGCGACUGGAAAACGUAGAUGUGUGUACUGUGAUACACUAGAUCCUACCGACGAGCACCUAGCUACGCACAACCACAGCGCGUGUUGCGAAAAGGGCUUGGACUCCCGAACCUUCUACCGCAAAGACCACCUGAGGCAACAUCUGCGACUGAUGCACGGUUGUAAGAUGACCACCGGCAUGGACUCCUGGAAGUCCGAAGCACAGUACAUCAAAUCUCGAUGCGGUUUUUGCAAAAUGAGCUUCGACAAGUGGCAGGAUCGAGUGGAUCACCUGGCAAAAGAAUUUCGCAGCGGCGCCAGCAUGAAGGACUGGAGGGGUUGUCGAGGUCUGGACUGCCACGUAGCUAUUCACGUCACCAACGCCAUGCCCCCAUACCUCAUCGCCAAUGAGAGCAAAUCGCCCUUUCCGUUUUCCGCCAGCAAUUCGGCAAGUAUGAAGCAGCGCAACGCUAAUCUCGAGGCUGUGGACCUGGAGUAUCUACUUCCCACAAACACCUUCCGUCCAACAACGUAUGCGUCUCAUGACAAUCGAGCCGAUGGAUCCUCAAGCACAUCAACUGGUCUGCAAAACACAACCCCUCAAAGCCGUUUGUCCCGAUCCGAGUCGCCAAACGACAACCCAAACGCUACCUGUUGGGAGAUCCUCACACUCCGCCUAGGACGAUUUGCUCGUCAGCACAUCGAAAAGCAUGGCGCGGACACACUCACCGAUGAGAUGUUGCAGCGAGAAGCUCGUCACAUUUUGUACAACGAGCCAGAUGACCUCUGGAACCAGACUGCAGCCGACAACGCCGAAUGGCUCGGUCUAUUCAAGAAAGCCCACGGCAUUGACUCAAAAGCACAAGCAACAGCCAUCAACUCUUACCAUGAGGUGAGCGAGGAUCUGGGCGUGAACUCAAACAGACUCCUCGACCCAGCGUUCUUCGACUGCCUCGACCUGAGCCAAACCGACCCAGCACGCGCCCUAGCCUUCGAAUUCUCCCUAUCCGGCACAACCAACAUGAUCGACCACGCGCGCGAGCUCUCCUCAGGCCACCAGUCCCCGCUCCAUAUACCCAGCCUACGCGGCUCAAACUCCACAUCCCCCAUAACCCCCGCAUCCCGUACCUCAUCCGCCGUCCAAGCAGGCCUGCUCGACCUCCACGCCCCAAUCUCCGAGCUCGGCUGCUCAGACAUCCCAGGCGAGCCCUGCUACGGCGAGAACGGGGAGGCGGGGUUCUCCAUCCGCCGCGGCUGCUCCAUGCAGAAGGAUCGGUACUGGCUCAAUGCGUCGACGGCACAUAUGCUGCCUUCAACUACGUCUACUGUGUCUCCUGAUCACACUUCUACCUCCACUACCCACCAGUCGUUCCUGGACUCCUUCAUGGCUUCCAUCGCUGAGACGCCGUGCUCGAAGGCGGGCGCCUCGAUUCACCUCCCCACUUGGGAUCAGCUGCCUGCUGAGUUUCAGAACCCGGGGUCGAGCGCGGGAUAUGUGUCGAUGGUUCCUCUGGCUGAGGCGGGCGCGGAUGCGCUGGGUGGAGAUUUGAGUAUGGGGGUGAGUGGUGCGCAGGAUAUGCCAUGGGAUGAGGGCGAGUUGAUGGACUUUGAUAUGGAUUUUAAUAUGGAGUUGGAUGGGGAUGGCGAGGUGGGCGCUGGGGUGCUGGGGAUGGGUAUGUGA